AUGAAGCGGGGAUACGUGGAAGAUCGCGCCUACCGCUCCACUGGUCCUCCCCACUCAAAGCCGAAGUUGACCCACGAUGGUAUGUCGACCAAGCCCUUCCCUUUUCUCUCACUAAUCUCUCUCUCUCUCUCUCUCUCUCUCUCCCUCUCUCCUUUGGGCGGAUUGACCGUGGGAUUUCUCUGUGUUAUUCAAUCGCAAGCAUUUAAUUCGUUCCUCAUUUUUUUGGCCCAGCAGACGACGACCACACGCGGGAUGUCACCCAGAAAGUGGCCGAGCAUUACAGCGCCAGGGCUAAUAGAACUCUGGAGGAGAGAGAAGCGAGCCCAAUCAUCCACUUGAAGAAGCUGAACAACUGGGUAUUCCCCUUGUUCAAUUACUCUAUUCGGGCCUCUCCUAUCUCCAUUCUCUGUGUCUGAUAACUUAUUUUUCCGUUUUUGUUGUCCUACAGAUUAAAAGCGUCUUGAUUCAGUUGUAUGCUCGGCCCGGAGAUGCUGUCCUUGAUCUUGCCUGUGGGAAGGUAGGCCGUCUCCUUGGACGGUAGUUGAACACUCGUUCUCUGGUUCUCUUGAUUUUUAACGCACUUUUGUGCUAACUCCUUGAAAAACUAGUCUUCUUAAGGUUUUAUAGAUCAGGAUGAAAUUGCUGGCUUCUGCUGUGAUUUUUAUUUAUUAUUUUAGAGCUUUUGGAUUUUCUAGUUGCUAUCAAUUCCUAAAAAAAUUCGUAUAUUCUUGGAACGUACAAUGAGUGUGAUUGUGUAUUAACGUUUUUUAUUUUUUGUUGUUGUAGGGCGGUGACUUGAUCAAGUGGGACAAGGCAAGGGUUGGAUACUAUGUUGGCAUUGACAUAGCCGAAGGCUCUGUGAGUUCAUCACUCAUGCUUGCUGAUGAAGAUUUGAUUCUAGUACGGAAAAUAAUAUGAUCACCUGAGAGUCAUGUGGGAAAUAUUAAUAGCAAAUUUGAUUCACUCAAGGGCGAAGAAUCUAUUAGAAAGCUUGACUGAGCAGGGCAAUGCAUCAAUAUAUGGAGGCAUAUAGGGGAAUAUAUAUAUAUAUAUAUUUGGUGUGUGAAUAAAACUGAAGACUCUGGAGUUGAGAAUAAAUGGUGAUUUAGAUGGAGAAAUUAACAAUAAAACAAAAAAAAUGAAUUUUUUUUGGACAAGAUCUUGGAGGGUAGCAAUAAACUGAAUGAAUGCAAGUUUGGAAGGUGACAUUUAGCCAUAGUCCCCUGUUGAUUAUGCCAUUGAUGAUUAGUAAUAGUCCCCCUUUAAUUAUCUCAGAAAAAAAAAAACCUGUGGUUGUAAAGAUGAGCCCAUUUGCCCAAUAAAUCUAGCAAGUAUCUUCAACCUGAUCUCUCUUAGUUUCUUCAACCUGGUCUCGUCACUCCCUACUAUAGCUAUCUUUUGUUGUUUUACUUUUCUGUUCACUUUUCUUCCUCUCAUGGAGAUCGGUGUACAAUGGUCCAGCAUGGUGUCUGGUUUGACUUUUGCUUCCAUGUUUGACUUCAUCUUCUGAUCAGUGAUCCUGUUGGACUCUAGAUUGAUGAAAAUGAACCUUAGGAUUCGGUACUUAUUUUAAGAUAUAUUUUAGUGAUUGAAUAGAUUAUUUUAGUCUGCCACAAAGGCGAUGCAAUUCAGAUGCCGACCCCAGUACUCAUAUGGGUGAGAUUCAUUCAGAUAGAGGACUGCAGGACACGAUACAAUGGUGAAACAGAUCAACACAUGCGGCGUAAAAGGUUCAGCUUUCCAGCACGUCUGUUCUGUGGGGAUUGUUUUGAGGUAACCCAUCAUAAUUUUAGUUUAGUGUUGGCUGUUUUCAUCACAGAUCUAAUCUAGAACAGAAAUUGUUAAUCCCGUGUUCAUAUAUGGAUUAUUUGGGAAAUAAUCCUGAUAAUCUCGACUAGAACCUCGCAAUGUGUCAGACCUCACCGUUGGUGCAUCUUGUUGAGGUAGCUCUUAAUUAUGAUUGAGAAUGAAUUAGUUUCAUCAAUCUUCUAAUCACGCAUACUAAAUUGUUCAUCCUUUAUUAACAUACUAAUUUUUGGGAAAUGAGCCUUUUUUUUCCUUGUUUCAACAUUAAUAUUUGGUACAUGUUUGCCUGUGGAAUCAUGUACAUACCGACAUCAAAGCUUUUGAGUAAAACUUUGUUGUUUGACUUUGUGCAUCUCAGGCUCGCUUGGAUAAGAUCUUGGCAGAUGACUCGCCAUUUGAUAUAUGUAGCUGCCAGGUAAGCCAGAAUCUGUGGGUGAAGCUUGAAUUUCUUAAAAUUUUCAAUUUUUUGGACUAAUUUUUACUCCCCGAUUAUUAUUUUUUAUUCUUUCAGUUAGUGAAAAUGCCAUAAAAGAUUAUCAAUAUCCGGAGGAAACUGUGAUAAUAACUGUCUUAAUUCGUAGUCUCAUUAUUAGGAAAACAUAUUGAAAUCUUAUUUUUGUAUGGGUUGACUUCACUCGCUGUCAAUUGGUUUUCAAUCGGAUGACCUGAUCCUGUAACGCAGUAUCAUAGCAGAUAUUCUUAUGUUUCCCAUAGUUCAUGCCUAUUGUGCCUGUGAUAAAGCCCAAAAGUCAGCUUGCAUUAUUAGAAUGAUUCCACUUUGAAAAACUAAUUUUAAAGAAUAGCCCAUGAUUGUGUAGAUGAGCCCAUUCUUAUCAUCAUCCCCAUUGUAUCAAGAAUUAGUGGUCCGGACUAUAUUCAUGGGGUUUAUAAUCUUCUGGGGUCACUUUGUUGCAGUUUGCCUUGCAUUAUUCGUGGUCAACUGAGGCACGAGCACGGCGGGCCCUGGAGAAUGUGUCGGCUUUGCUCCGCCCUGGAGGCACAUUCAUUGGAACAAUGCCAGAUGCAAAUGUUAUCGUCAAAAAGCUCAGAGAAGGUGGCCCCCGGAUCUCGAAAUUCCCUCUCUGCCCGAAUCUCUUAUUAGUUUUUGAUAUUUUUCCCCAAUAAAGUAAAAAUGGGAUUCCCCAGAUCAUGAAAAUUCUCGUAUAAAUGGUCCAGAAGAUGACUAAUGUUCUUCAACGGUGGGAAAUUAUGCGAGGGGAAAAGAGAGAGGGUCUUUUAGGGUAGCUGUAAGAUUAAUGGCGCAAUUAAUUUUAAAUUCUAAUCGCAUGCAAACCCUAAAGAAUGGCAUGGAUAAGGGUGUUGAUGGGCCAAAACCUCGUAAAUGGGCCCAAGAACCAUGCUUUAAUGAUAGUUUAAUCUCUCUCUAUUUUCUACCGACGUUUAUCAAUCCAAACGUUCCAUUUAUUUUCUUCUGAAAAAUUCUUCUGUGUGCAGCGGAAGGCCUGAAGUUUGGAAACGAUGUUUAUUGGAUCAACUUCGAAGAAACAUUUACCCAGAAGGUUUCAAUUUAUUCACUUCAUGAGCUGAAUGCAUAUAUUCAGACCAAAAAAAUGGCUUAAUUUAUGACUAUUUUCUCUGAAUUUUUGGUCCUCCUCCCCCCCUUAACCCUUUAAAUUUUAUAUUCUUCCAGACCAUUGAUUUCUUCUGGAGAAUGACUUAACUUAUUUUUUUUCAGAAAUUCAUGUUCAUCUGCUCCACAGUUGAAAUUAUAUGAACUACCAAACCUGAUUAUUUAUGGUGGAAUUUUUUUUUCUUAAUAGCUUAUUCCUUUUCAGGGUCAAGGCCUUGUGCUCUUUCUAACUAUGUAUUCUGUUCUACCAAAUCCAUUUAUUUAUACUGAAAAAUGGCUUAUAUUAGUUCUUUUCUCGGAAUGUCGAGUUUUCUUGCUCCCUUCACCAUCUUUACAGUUAUUUAUUCUGACAAAGGCAUGUUAUUUCUACUGAUUCAAAUGACUUAAUUUAGUGUUUUUCUUCAGAAAUUCUAUCCUUCUUGGCCUUUCACCCAUGGACUCAUGUAUUCUGCCGAACCAUUUAUUUAUGUCGCAGAAAUGACUUAAUAUAAGACUUUUUCUCUUACAGAAAUUCGAGUCUUCUUGGCACCUUCACCCCUUGAAAUCAUGUGUUCUGCUGAACUCAUUUAUCUAUGGUGAAAAAAUAGCUAAGCUUAGGGUUUUUCUUGUCGCUUCAUCCUUGAAAAUUAUAUUUUCUACCAAACCCAUUUAUUUAUGCUGCAACAUUCGUCAUAAUUUAGGGGUUUUUCUUAGAAAUUAUAUAUCCUAACAAAUCCAGUCAUAUAUGCUGAAAAUCGUUACUUAAAUUUGUUUCCCCUGAGAAAUCUACCUAGUUCCUGCAUUGCCAUAAAUAAUGUAUCCCAACAAACCCAUUUAUUUAUGCGGAAUAAUUGCUUAAUUUAGGUUUUUUUAUUUCUUCCAGAAAUUCCCGUCUUCUUGCCCCUUUGGCAUCAAGUACCAGUUCCACUUAGAGGUAAAUAAUGCUACUCCCCUUGGCUCAUUCAAUGAUUAUUAUUGCAUAGAAACCUUCCCAAUAUGAUUGAAAAUGGUGUCACAGGAUGCUGUGGAUUGCCCCGAGUGGAUCGUCCCUUUCCAUGUCUUUAAAUCAUUAGCAGAAGAGGUGGGGCUCAUCUCUCUCUCUAGACAGAGGGCCAUUGGGCUUCAUUGUUUCUGGGACAGAGCCCAUUGUCAUGCUUUCCUUCAGGGUUUGGCUGAUGCCCAGUGCCCAUGAAAGCCUUGACUCUUGAACUAAGGACCCACUUCCUACCUGGUGAGAGUUUUGCUCCUAGCUUUGACUAAAUCAAAGAUCAUUACAUCUGCCCGCAGUAUGAUCUGGAGCUCAUCUUCGUGAAGAACUUCCAUGAGUUCGUCGACGACUUCUUGAAGAGGCCGGAGUUUGUCGAGCUCAUGCGCCGGCUUGGUGCCCUCGGUGACAGCAUCCAAGACAGGAGUGAGCCCACUCCCCCCCUCGACACCCCCUCAUAAAUCGUCUGACUCCUAAAGUUUGAUGUCCCAUUGACCAUGGUCAAUAACACAUGCCAGGUUCAUAAUCUUCUGAAUUAUUUCUAUUUUUGUGCAGGCACGCUGUCGCCGGUCGAGUGGGAGGCGGCUUAUCUCUACCUAGCCUUUGUUCUUAGAAAGGUAAUCCUUUUCGUGGGCAUUCUUCUUUAGGAAAGCCCGCGGUCUGUCCAAUCCACCGGGGCCUGAAUCGGGCCGGGCUCUGCCGAGUUGGGCCCGUUCAGGGGUCUCGUUGACGGCUCCACCUCUUGAUAACCGGGAAAGGUUUUCCAGGCCGAUUUUCGGGCUUAUCUUCAAUGUUCUCAAUUUCCUUGUUGCCAGCGUGGCCACUCGGAUCCGAGCGCGAGGAACAGCCGAGCGAGCAGAGGACAGACCCAGAUAUCAACGAGCGACAUCAUGUACCUCUGA
Spirodela intermedia is the source of this 5263-nucleotide messenger RNA. The record is from the annotation of a GenBank genome assembly. NCBI's taxonomy places the organism in Eukaryota, Viridiplantae, Streptophyta, Magnoliopsida, Alismatales, Araceae.